Molecule: messenger RNA, 2139 nt
Organism: Aspergillus clavatus NRRL 1
Lineage: Eukaryota; Fungi; Ascomycota; Eurotiomycetes; Eurotiales; Aspergillaceae
Product: patatin-like phospholipase domain-containing protein
Exons: 2
Coding region: 1-2139 (712 amino acids)
Biological process (GO): lipid metabolic process
Molecular function (GO): triacylglycerol lipase activity
Source: RefSeq, a predicted model, not a curated record
AUGACAUCGGCUGAAAAAUCUGCCACUCGCAACAUAUACGACCCGAGUGCCCUUCCAGACUAUGAUACGCAGUUCAUCAAACCAGACGAGCUCCACCAGUUCGAGAAGGCGCUGAACGCCCCUGCGGCCGCUCCUCUCGUCGCCAUCAAUGACUGGCGUCCCAUUAACCAACGAGUGCGGAAGAACCGUCGGACAAAACCGAGACGAAGCAAAGAUGAAACCCGGGAGGGGGUGCUCUACACGGUCCUCAAGUGGCCUUUCCUCUUCAUCGUCUUCGCCUGGAUCACGGUGCUGGGGAUUGCGUAUGCCCUGACGCGCUUGUAUAUCUUCCUGUACGAGCAGUGCGUGACAUGGAGAGGCAAAAGAGAACGGCUUCGAAGGGAACUCUCGGUCCAGACCAAUUACCGAGAUUGGCUGACAGCAGCGCAGGCGCUCGACACUCAUCUCGGGAAUCAGAAAUGGAAGGAAACGGACGAAUACGCAUACUACGACCAUCUUACAAUCAAUAAAGUUGUGGCCCAAUUGAAACAGGCAAGGAAGGCGGCUGAAUCUGAGGUGCAUAAUGGGCGUUCCGGGGUGAGCGAUCUGCCUGCGGUCGAAGACCUCUGUGCCCUCCUGGAGGCUUGCGUGAAGAAUAAUUUUGCCGGUGUGGAGAAUCCCCGGUUAUACAGCGAGUCUUACUCGGGAACGAAGGAUCUGGUGCAGGAGUAUAUCGAUGAAGUCCAAGCUUGCAUGCAGCUCAUUCUAGACAGCAAGCAGAUUCCUGCCGAAGAGAAAUACCAGCACUUCAAGCAUCUCGACACCAACUUUGGUCGUACUGCUCUUUGUCUGUCUGGCGGUGCUACGUUUGCAUACUACCAUUUCGGCGUGAUUAGGGCAUUGCUCGAUAACGAUGUCCUACCGGAGAUCAUCACCGGAACGUCGGGAGGAGCAUUGGUCGCAGCGCUUGUGGCAACGAGGACCGACGAGGAACUGAAACAGCUGCUUGUUCCGGCAUUGGCCUACCGGAUCAGAGCAUGCCAUGAAGGCUUCACAACAUGGGUAUGGCGUUGGUGGCGAACAGGUGCGCGAUUCGAUACAGUUGACUGGGCUCGUCAAUGUAGUUGGUUUUGCAGGGGCUCUACCACGUUCCGAGAAGCGUAUGAACGAACGGGGCGCAUCCUGAAUGUUUCCUGUGUUCCUUCUGAUCCUCAUUCGCCUACGAUUCUCGCCAAUUAUCUGACCUCGCCUGAUUGUGUUAUUUGGAGCGCCGUCCUCGCGUCUGCGGCUGUUCCUGGAAUAUUGAAUCCUGUUGUCCUGAUGACGAAGAAGCGGGACGGGACGCUUGCGCCAUAUUCUUUCGGGCACAAAUGGAAAGAUGGUAGUCUGCGGACGGAUAUACCCAUCAAAGCGCUCAAUCUCCAUUUCAAUGUGAAUUUCACGAUAGUAUCACAGGUCAAUCCACACAUCAAUCUUUUUUUCUUUAGCUCCCGAGGCACUGUCGGACGACCCGUUACCCACAGGAAAGGCCGAGGAUGGCGCGGAGGCUUUCUGGGAUCUGCAAUCGAACAGUACAUCAAAUUGGACAUGAACAAAUGGCUGAGGGUACUACGACACCUGGAGUUAUUACCUCGACCUUUGGGCCAGGAUUGGAGCGAAAUUUGGCUGCAGAAGUUUAGCGGUACUAUUACAAUCUGGCCCAAGAGCAUCCCCUCCGACUUCUACCACAUUCUCUCGGACCCCAGUCCAGAGCGACUGGCGCGCAUGCUGCACGUGGGCAAGCAAAGCGCGUUCCCGAAGAUCCAGUUCAUCAAAAACCGACUCAAGAUCGAGAACACAAUCAUGCAGGGACUGCAGCAAUCCUCCCCUGGCGGAGAUCGGGUACUGUUACCCAUCCUGUCUCGCCGGCUCCAGAACCGUGCUCAAGAACACGCAGACGCCAUGGUCGAGCGCCUCGACCAUAGCUUCCCCGAGCGCCACUCAGACUACAAAGACGAAUCCCACUAUACAGAAGUUUCCGACAGCCUGUCCACCAACUCCUCUCGCCCCCAUACCCCGGACGCACGACGCGGCAGUAUAUUCGAAGAAAUGCGGCGCCAGUCAGCCGUCUUCUUCGACGAUCCGGACAUGUACGGGGACGAAGAUGCGAUAGCAACUUAG